AUUAUGGAGAGAGGAAAUAGUGUGGAGAGAAAGAGAGAGAGAGUUGUGUACAUUUAAGUUACAUAUAACAGGUGUAUUUGGUAAAAAUUUUAGAAAGAUUACGUUUUCUCCAUCUAAUAUUAUACACAAAAUGUUGGAAAAACCACCUGGUCCGGAUAAUCAAUUAUCUAAGGAAGAUUAUUUAAUAAGGAGGGCUAAAGAAGCGUUGCCGAUCGAUAUUUAUGCUGCUAAAUCGUGGCUAAUUACUGCAAAAUCUCUGUUUCCUCAUAGUGCGAAAGUUCAGUUUGAGGCAUAUCGAAUCGAGAAACUGUCAAAAAAUGUUAAAGAAGCAGCAAAAUGUUUCAGCGAAAUAUUUCAAAAUUUUCCGGACGAUCGUGACAUAUGGAAAGAAAUAGAAACGGUGACAACAUGCCUUCGCUUGGAGCAAUGCGAUAGCGAGGCAGAAUUUUUAUGCCAAAUGUUUCAACAUAUUCCACAGGAUUUGCAACAUAGAUUACUUAUCAUGACAGCCGAUCACAGCGAAGACACAAUGGAGCAUUGCAAAUUAUUGCUUUUGUUGUUACGUAGAUUUCCCCAAACCAUAGCAACUCACGGACCACGUUUGGUGGAGACUCUCUUAACUGCUGAGAAACACAGUCAUCCAGGCCGAGCUGUGAAUGGUUUCAGAAGAUUAUUAGCAUGCGAUGCAUUGCCAUUGCUUGGUGCUGCUCCUGUAGAAUUAAAUCCUCGUCUCAGUUUAAGAUUGCUAUGUAAGGCCAUAGAAUUUUACUUGGCAUAUAUACAGCAGCCGCAGGAUGCACAUAUUCAAAACCCAUGGGACAGAUUAUUCCAAAUUGUGGAGUUAAUAGGCAAGAAAUUGGGAUGGGAGUUGAGCAAUUUAUUUUCUACGCCUUGGAACUGCGAGAUGUACAGUGAUAGAUUGCAACAGUAUGCAAUUGCGCACAAUACAGGCUUAUGCGACGAGCUUGUAGUCAGACAAUUAUUAAUGUGUACAGUUGUAACAUUAUUAAGAAUAUUAAACGAACAUGCCACUCUUAUUAACAAUGACGAGACAAUGUAUUGCCUGGUAGAGGCUUUUGGAGAAGGAAUACAUUCCUCCACAGAGCCAAAGUUGAAAAAACGAAAACGAGAAGAAAAUGCAAGUAUAGUAGUAACCAGUGAUAGUGAUUACAAUGGCAAUGGUCUAGCAUUGGCGGUAAAAUUGUGGGACUUGUUACACAGUAGUGAUUAUCUUCAAAGAGAAAUCGGCAAACUGAGUCAACAGUUACGAUUAGAUUCCUGGUUGAAUCCAUUCUUAACAGAUUUGGCGAUGUAUAAAGGCUUACAUCAUGAAGUGCUGGCCAGACUAUCACAAGAAGGCAGUAAUUUAUCUGUUAAUCUUCGUUUGGCUAGUAUGUGUUUCUUUUUGAGAGAUUAUAAGGGAAUGUUGGAACAUAUUGUUCUGGUAGCAAGUUUGUUACCCACUGUGUCAGGCAAAAUAUCUCACAAUUUGACGGUUUCAAGCAUAAGACAUUUACAUUAUUUGACUCUCGCCCGUUUCUCUGUUUUGCAAUAUUGUUGCAAAUUGCUUCUUUUAGCUAUAAAGGAAAAUUUCUCUUUACUUGGAAAUGUCGGGGACUUGGCUAUUGGACAUGCUUUAGUCCUAAUACAGAUAGAUUGGCCGCAAGAAGCCAAUACUUUGACUGCAAUAACUGAAAGAAUUCUUAAUCGCGGAAGUUUUGCUUACCCGUUAUUCCAAACGUAUAUAAUAUGCGUAGAUAUUUUGGAAGAAUUAACAUAUUUAUGGACUGAACACGGUGGUGGAAUAUCAUUGGACAUAACUACAGCCGCGGGAGUUUUACAAAAUCGCCGUAUCACUACUCGUGGUGCUGAUAAAGGAGUGCGCGAGGAAGUGAAGCAAGCCAUGCGUCGAUUAGCUGCACGCGAUGGCAUUGAUCCUUUAGACGAAUUGUUACAAAAAUUCAUAGUCAAUGAAAAAACUGCAAUUCUGCAUACUUUAAUUAUUUCAUGAAUUAAUUUUGGAUCUUGUUCUAAUUUUGUCAUAACUUGUGAUACAUGGCAAAAAUUAUAUAACUUGUGAUACAUGGCAAAUAUUAUAUUAUAUGAAAUAUUUUGUGAAGAUUUUAUAUGGAAUAAUAU
Molecule: messenger RNA, 2139 nt
Organism: Camponotus floridanus (Florida carpenter ant)
Lineage: Eukaryota; Metazoa; Arthropoda; Insecta; Hymenoptera; Formicidae
Gene: IntS10
Product: integrator complex subunit 10
Exons: 8
Coding region: 131-2011 (626 amino acids)
Biological process (GO): snRNA processing
Cellular component (GO): integrator complex
Source: RefSeq, a predicted model, not a curated record